UUGGAGGAAGUUAGUUUUAUGGUCAAAUGCACGUCCUCCUACAUUCUCCCUGACCAGAAGAUGUGUUUUGAUUUCCCGCUGAUGUCUUCCCCUGCGCAUCAUCUUCCGGAUGACAGUUUCUGAGGAUUCACGAAACAUUUUGUAGAGGAAAAGUCCUGUUUUGGAGGAAGAUCUGCUUUGGAGCGUCCUAUCAGCUGUCAAUGUUGCACCUUUCUUGAGGAGCGUGUGAACGUGUUCUAGAAAGACCUAUACAAUCACCCCCCACUUCCUCCCUCUCUUUCUUUUUCUCUGGCACUUUCAGUGCACAGUUGUACUGGACUUCCUUGGUGCACGGAUCUUCUCAUUAAAUAGAAACGUCAGGAAUUGGUGCCUAAGCAGGGCUUGUCAGUGAAAUUGCGAGGUGGACCAAGUGAGGAACGAACAGAAAGAACAAAAAAAAAAAAGAGGAGAAGAGCAAGGACAAGACUGCUAGAAGCAUUCCAAACCUUGUGAAGUACCUUCUUCUUCCUCUAUGUGUCAGAUUUAAUAAGCUCUAUUAUAGUGAUAUAAUAAAUUAUACACAAGAACUGUGAGCCUGAGAAGAGGGUAAAACAAGAAGGAUUCAGCCGGGUUUCCAAAGCUGAGCUCAAGAAGUUAAAAGAAGCUAAGUAAGGAAGCACUUUCAAGCUGCCGAAGAGCCCCUGACUCCUCGCUCAAAAUGAUGAUGUAUUUGUGGGGUAAUCAGGACGCCCCAGCACCCCCAGAAACCAUGGCCCAGCCUUACCCAUCGGCACAGUUCGCACCCCCUCAGAAUGGCAUUCCUGCUGAGUACACGGCGUCCCACCCCCACCCCACUCCAGACUACCCGGGCCAGACCCCCGUGGCAGAGCACACCCUGAACAUGUAUCCCCCUGCGCAGACGCACAGUGAGCCCAGCGGGCCAGAAACCAGCGUACAGGCAGUAUCUGGCACAGCCACACAGACAGACGAUUCAGCACAGACAGACAGCCAACAGCAAACACAGACAUCCGAAAACACAGAAAACAAAUCGCAGCCCAAGAGGCUCCACGUCUCCAACAUCCCCUUCAGGUUCAGAGAUCCAGACCUCAGGCAAAUGUUUGGCCAAUUUGGGAAAAUCUUAGAUGUUGAAAUCAUAUUUAAUGAGCGAGGAUCAAAGGGUUUUGGUUUCGUAACUUUCGAAAAUAGUGCCGAUGCGGACAGGGCCAGAGAGAAAUUACACGGCACGGUGGUAGAAGGUCGUAAAAUAGAGGUUAACAAUGCAACAGCACGGGUAAUGACGAAUAAAAAGACAGUCAACCCAUAUGCAAACGGCUGGAAGUUGAAUCCAGUCGUGGGUGCAGUCUACAGCCCAGAAUUCUAUGCAGUGCCAGGGUUCCCAUACCCAGCAGCUACAGCAGCAGCGGCGUACAGAGGGGCACACCUACGAGGAAGAGGGCGCACCGUCUACAACACGUUCCGAGCAGCCGCUCCUCCCCCACACAUCCCAGCCUACGGAGGUGUUGUUUACCAGGACGGAUUUUAUGGUGCAGAUAUUUAUGGUGGUUACACUGCCUACCGAUACGCUCAGCCUGCUACCGCUACCGCUGCUGCCUACAGUGACAGUUACGGAAGAGUUUAUGCUGCCGACCCCUACAACCACGCACUUGCUCCAGCAGCCACAUACAGCGUUGGUGCCAUGAAUGCUUUCGCUCCCUUGACUGAUGCCAAGACCAGAAGCCACGCCGAUGAUGUGGGUCUCGUUCUUUCUUCUUUGCAGGCUAGUAUAUAUCGAGGUGGAUACAGCCGUUUCGCGCCAUACUAAAAAAAACCUUUCCAAACCUAUUGAGAAUCUUCCUGUGGGGUAAAGGAGGAGUUAUUCAGAGGCCUGGGUAUUGCAAUACAUGCAGUAGUGCAUCAUUUUAGCAUCUCUUAAGAGAGAGAAGACAAAAACUGAUAUUUUUCAUCUUAUACCUCAGAUAUUUUGUGCUGUGUAUUUUAAUAUUGUGGGUUUUUAAUUUCUAAAGAUUACAUAGAUUGUUGGCUGUAGAGGUUUCUGUGGUGAUCUAGAGAGCUGCUAGAUUAAAAAAAAAGAAUAGAAAAACAUGAAACAAAAACAUAAGAUACGAAUUGUUAGGGCUUUAUCAUGUAAAUGAGUUAUGUAUGAUAAAUAUUCAAGUCACUCUGGGGUUAUCAUAUUUUGUAAGAGUGUAAGUGACUAGAGUCGUCUAGUGGUUUCUGCUUUGGUUCACAUCGCCUUUUUUGUCUCACUUUGGUUCCUUUCAUUUCUGGGUUCUGUAGAGGAAGAGCAGAGGGGUUUGUGGGUAGAGUAGGAGUAGAUACGGAUACAUUCUCUGUGGUGGGCGAAAGACUGGGCUGGCAGUAUGGGUUGGUGUGCGCGGUGAAGACGCGGAGCUGGUUAAAGAGACCACUGAGGUAUCGAUUAUUUAAGCUGUCUUAUAUCAGUCAUUACUCAAAGCCAAAGGUUAUGUUCCUGGGGUGUUAAAUGUGUAUAUUCAGAUUAUACAUAGCAGCUCGUAGAAACUCCCCGAAAGUUCACCACGACAGUAUUUUACUGUUUAACUAAACUAUUAUCUAGUCCUUAAGUCAGACCCUUACUAGUUUAGGCCUACCACAUGAUGUUCUUUUUAUAUUGAAGUACUUCCAGUACGUCGAUUGAUAUAAAUGCUGACUUUUGUAAUACGGGAGAGAUGAAACACAAAAAAAAAAGAAGGCGGCGACAGUCGCACCGAUUCUAUUUUUUUUUCUUUUAUGUUUUUCCAGAGGUAAAGAAACUCUGAUUAUUUGUACAAGAUGAGAGUGAAAAAAUAAAUUAACAGUGUAUUCAAUUUGAUCUGUGCGGUGAAAAUGUUCUCUUAUACGAAAAACACAACUGUAUAAUGUUUUAGACUUAGUGUGGUAGAACAACUGUUAGAGAAAGGUGUCUCAUUUUUUAUGGAGUCAUACACAGAUUUAUAUCAACACUUUACAAGUAAUGCAAUCAUAAUGUAGAUAUAAUCAUAGUAUUUUUGUCAACUGUACAAUUUUGCACACACAACCUGCAAUUUUUUCAUCACUUCUCAAUUGUGGGAUGUUAUGUUAUUGUCUCUCUUUUUUUGUAUGUUGUUGUUUGGUUCGGCUUCUCUCGAGUGUUUAGUUUUGAUAUCAUUUUUAAUGUGACAUCCUUUGUAAUAUUAUUUUCUAGAACACAGCCUUUACACUUUGAAACUGUUUGAUUAUCAAGAAACUGAGAAAUAUAUGACUUGUGAAAAAGAUAUCUAUAUGUAAAUAGGAAUAAUGAGAAUUAUGUCAUUUACAAGUGCUACACAAACAAGCUGUCAAGGUGAACCCGAUGAGUCGCAGCUUGGUUGUGCGUAUGCGAAGACUUCCCUUCAUGUUGUUUACAAGUAUACCGAAUUAGAGGUUUUGUCAAAUAUCUCGUUUUUCUUUCUUUUGUAUUUAUAAAAGUUUCAAUUGCAUAAAAUACAAACAAAAGAGCGGCUUAAAUUUAUCCAGCUGCAAAUAUCCUCUUGUGUACUGUGUGCGUCACAUCACACAACUUGGCAAAAAUAUCUUACCCACUGCUGUGAUUCUGCUCUUUCUGCUUUCAGUACGUGUUGUGGACAGGCUUUUUCCUUGUCAUUGUAUGUGCAUGAACUAUGAUCUGCAUAACAAUAACCAUCAAUAAAGUUUCUCAAGAUAAGGGGA
Messenger RNA from Triplophysa dalaica, 3684 nucleotides. It is a transcript of the gene rbfox1, whose product is annotated as RNA binding fox-1 homolog 1. Gene Ontology annotation, biological process: nervous system development; regulation of alternative mRNA splicing, via spliceosome. The transcript has 12 exons. Gene Ontology annotation, molecular function: mRNA binding. The coding region runs from base 698 to 1801 and encodes 367 amino acids. NCBI's taxonomy places the organism in Eukaryota, Metazoa, Chordata, Actinopteri, Cypriniformes, Nemacheilidae. The record is from RefSeq and is a predicted model, not a curated record. Gene Ontology annotation, cellular component: cytoplasm; nucleus.